AUGACAAUCCAGCCUGUCCAACUUCCCGAAACCGUUGUGAUUGGUGUGCUUGCUUUACAAGGAGCUUUCAUUGAGCAUAUACACUAUUUGCAACGGUUACGUCCUCAGUAUCAUACUAUCAGAGCGAUACCUAUACGUACUCUCGAAGAGCUCAAGCAAUGUCAUGCGUUAGUCAUCCCAGGAGGUGAAUCGACGGUCAUAUCGUCAAUAGCAUCACAUACUCCUGGGCUAAUAGAAGCCCUGAUUGAAUUCGCUCAGAACCCAGAAAAAGCAGUUUGGGGCACAUGCGCGGGUAUGAUCUUGAUGGCUGACGAAGAUGGGAUCGGAGGUGGAAGGAAGAAAGCUGUGAAAGGUUGGAAUGGCAUUGGCGGAAUGAAAGUUUGGAGAAACCUGUAUGGUAAUCAACUAGAAUCAUUCGAAGCCCCUCUUCAUAUUCCAUCAAUAUCAAAUCCCUCAAAGCCAUUCAAUACCAUAUUCAUCCGUGCUCCAGCUGUUCAUUCCCUCUCACCUGACUCACAAGUGGAAGUUAUCGCUCAAUUACCUGAAAAUUAUCGACCUUCUCUUCCUCCUUCGGAUUCACCUCUAGGAGAACCUAAUCCAGAUGAUUUGGGUAAAGUUUGGCUGAAAAAAGGUAGAAAGAUGGUCACUAGCUUUCAUCCUGAAUUGAGCGGGGAUACUAGAGUGCAUGAAUUCUGGGUAGAGAGAUGUGUUUUAGGCAGAUGA
Messenger RNA from Kwoniella shivajii, 723 nucleotides. Its product is annotated as pyridoxal 5'-phosphate synthase, glutaminase subunit Pdx2. The coding region runs from base 1 to 723 and encodes 240 amino acids. The record is from RefSeq and is a predicted model, not a curated record. Gene Ontology annotation, biological process: pyridoxine metabolic process; pyridoxal 5'-phosphate biosynthetic process. Gene Ontology annotation, cellular component: glutaminase complex; cytosol. The transcript has 4 exons. Gene Ontology annotation, molecular function: glutaminase activity. NCBI's taxonomy places the organism in Eukaryota, Fungi, Basidiomycota, Tremellomycetes, Tremellales, Cryptococcaceae.